Balaenoptera acutorostrata (minke whale) is the source of this 2106-nucleotide messenger RNA. It is a transcript of the gene B3GALT4, whose product is annotated as beta-1,3-galactosyltransferase 4. Bases 508 to 1644 code for a protein of 378 amino acids. Gene Ontology annotation, molecular function: N-acetyl-beta-D-glucosaminide beta-(1,3)-galactosyltransferase activity. Lineage: Eukaryota; Metazoa; Chordata; Mammalia; Artiodactyla; Balaenopteridae. The transcript has 2 exons. Gene Ontology annotation, cellular component: membrane. The record is from RefSeq and is a predicted model, not a curated record.
GCUCCCUAUUGUUGGCUUGCAGGGUGUUGAGGCUUGUGUAGGUAGUUGAGCCUAGCGGGUUGCCGCUUAGGUGAGUAUUUCCAGGUCUUUACCACCCUAGGUUUCUGCGAGUUGGUGGGAGAUGCUGAUUUUGGUGACCCGGAAGAACUGAGCAGCAGGGUGGGGGUGGGUGGCACAUGGUUGCGAGGCAGCCGCUGCCGUUCCGGCUGCACAGCGUUCGCCCGUUGUGCCCGAGGCCCGCGGGUCCAAUUCCAUUCUUGCCCAGUUUCGGGGAAGACCCCACUUCUGCACCACCCGCUCCCUCCUCUCUGCAUUCUGCUUGCCGCGCGGCUGCGAAGCUUCUGACAGGGUUGCCGGGGACGCGCACGCCACGCCCUCCCAGCGAGAGGGGCGGGACUAGGCCGCUGCCGAGGACGGGGGAGGUGACUGGUGAAGCGGAAACCCGCCGGCCAUGGAGCCGGGCCUCCGCGGCCGAGCCGACAAGGUCCCCUCUGACUGCGCCGCACCAUGCGCCUCAGCCUCUUCCGGCGCCUCCUCCUGGCAGCCCUGCUGCUCGUGAUUGUCUGGACGCUCUUUGGGCCCUCGGGCAUCGGGGAGGAGCUCCUGAGCCUCUCGCUAGCCUCCCUGCUCCCAGGCCCGGCCUCGCCGGGGCCGCCCCUGACCCUGCCCCGCCUCCUGAUCCCCAACGAGGAGGCGUGCGGCGGUCCCGGCCCCCCGCCCUUCCUGCUAAUCCUGGUUUGCACGGCCCCGGAGAACCUGAACCAGAGAAACGCCAUUCGGGCCUCGUGGGGCCGGCUGCGCGAGGCCCGAGGGCUCAGGGUGCAGACUGUCUUUCUGCUGGGAGAGCCCAGGUGGGGCUCGCGCGGGAACGACCUGGCGCGGGAGUCAGCGGCCCAGGGGGACAUAAUGCAGGCGGCCUUCCAGGAUUCCUACCGCAACCUCACUCUCAAGACCCUCAGCGGGCUGAACUGGGCCGACAAACACUGCCCUGUGGCCCGCUACAUCCUCAAGACCGACGAUGAUGUGUUCGUCAAUGUCCCCGAACUGGUAUCAGAGCUGGUCCGGCGAGGAGGCCGCUGGGAGCAAUGGGAAAGGGGCAUGGGGCCCCUGAGAAAGGCGAAAGUUGGAGAUGAAAAGUGGGAAGGAGGCCCCACCUUGGCGAGCCAGCCCAUGCCUCUCUUGUACCUGGGCCGUGUGCAUUGGCGGGUGCACCCCUCUCGGACACCAGGGGGCAAGCACCAGAUAUCAGAGGAACAGUGGCCUCCCACCUGGGGCCCCUUUCCCCCCUACGCCUCAGGCACGGGCUAUGUGCUAUCGGCUUCUGCUGUGCAGCUCAUACUGAAGGUAGCCAGCCGGGCACCCCCUCUGCCACUGGAGGAUGUCUUUGUGGGGUUAAGUGCCCGACGAGGAGGCCUCGCCCCAACCCACUGUGUCAAGCUGGCUGGUGCCACCCACUACCCCCUGGAUCGGUGCUGCUAUGGGAAAUUCCUGCUGACAUCCCACAAGUUGGACCCCUGGGAGAUGCAGGAAGCCUGGAAGCUGGUGGGUGGCUCUGACGGGGAAAGAACUGUACCCUUCUGCUCCUGGCUCCAGGGAGUCCUCGGCAUCCUCCGAUGCCGGGUAAUAGCCUGGCUUCACAGCUGAGAGGGCCUGGGUGCCCAGGAGAGGGGCGAGGAGCUGAGAGUCCAGCCAGCACCCUCACCACCUUCUCUCUCCUGGGCCCAAGGCAGAGGCUCUAGCUGGCUGCAGCCGAUUGGUUGCCCUACAUCAGAUGCUUAGUCUGUUACUGAAGACUGAGGGAUACAGGAGACACCUAGGGGGCUGCCUGGCCUGCCAGCCCCAAAGAUGGUCAUCAGGAAGAGCCACACAUGCUGGGUUGUUCUCUCCAGCCACGGCAGGGGAGGGGCACAAGCCCCUCAAUAAACUUGUCUCUUUUCCUCUUGAGUACAGUGUGGUCCUCACCAGGAGUCUCCAAUCACAAACCUGGGGAGCCUGAAGGCUACCAGAGCCUGCUGGAUGGAAAGGACAUCUCCAGGGAUGUGGGAGAGGGAGGAGAGCCUCUCCCUGGAGGAAGGCCCUAGAGAGCCAGACUAAAGCCACAGCGAC